Molecule: messenger RNA, 804 nt
Organism: Orbilia oligospora ATCC 24927
Lineage: Eukaryota; Fungi; Ascomycota; Orbiliomycetes; Orbiliales; Orbiliaceae
Exons: 3
Coding region: 1-804 (267 amino acids)
Source: RefSeq, a predicted model, not a curated record
AUGAAUCGCGAAAUCCUUGUUCCGAAGGGGACUGUAGCACAUAUACAGGAUGGAAAAUUCGUGCACUAUAUCUGUCAAGACAACGGAAGUUCAGAGUUGAGAGGGAUAACAUUGAACUGUGAAGGAAGAACUACUGCCAACGAUACCUUGGGCUUCGCAUUACCGGGAACCCCUGGCUCGUAUAUAUUAUUCAAAGAAAUGCGGGCAUUUUACUGUGUAUCACAAGAGAAUAUUCUUCAAGAAUUCUUGUUGGACGAAGACUUGAUAUGGUAUGAAGGAAUGCUUCAAGAUGAAAGAAUCAAGUUGGCACCAAAUUCCGGGAUUGCUGCCACCAGGACUAUUUCUGGUAACACCUUUGUUUUCUUCCAGAACGAAGGUGGCAACCUCCAAUACGUCCACAGCGACAAGACUGAUGAAUGGAAAAUCGGCGAUGAACUGGAACAGGCAAAACUGGGUCCCGGUGCGAGCAUGUAUGCAGUAACCCUGGAGCCAAUGCCCCAUUUAUUCUAUGCUCAUCCUGAUGGCCACAUCCAUGACCUUGCAAUGGUCUCGGAUGGUGGAUGGGAUGAUUCCAGUAUUGAGUUGACUGACGUGGGAUCAGUGCAGAGCAAGAUAUUCGUUGUACCUACGAAACUGGGCUAUGGUCUUGAGUUUGAAAUUUCUGAGCGGGAGGUUUAUGCAGUUCAUAAUGGAGAGCGGGUCCUUAUUGGAAAGUAUGUGGGCGGGGUCUAUAAGCACGAAGACGUGGAGACUUUUAUUUGGCAGUUAAAGGCAGCAGUCAACGACUCCGAUGACGAAGAGUGA